AUGAUAAUGUUGAUGACAGUCGUCUUGCCUGGAGCAGGUGUUCAUGGCAAUGUGGCGCUGGGGAGGCCGGCGUACCAAACCAGCUCCGGGGGCGGGGCUGCCGCCCUGGCGGUAGACGGGAACACCGCCACCGACUACUUCGCUCAGCCCGCUACCUGUACACACACGGCAAACCCGGCACCGCCAAACCCGAGCUGGUGGGUGGAUCUUGGGCGAUCGUAUAUGGCUGAAAGAGUGGUCAUCUUCAACCGCCAGGACUGUUGUAUGAAGCGACUCAACCCCUUCAACAUCCACAUCGGGGAUUCCGACCAGGUCAGCGAGAACCCCAAGUGUGGAGGUGAUCAUCACAUCAGCGCCCAGGAGCCGUCCAUUACCAUCUCCUGUCAGGGGAUGAAGGGGCGGUAUGUGGGCGUCCGUCUCCCCGGACCCUCCCGAGUGUUGACUCUGUGUGAAGUCCAAGUCUUUGCGGGCCGUCCAGAGCCCUCCCGUACAGCAAGUUAUAACGUCGCUCGGGGGAAGAAUGCCUACCAAACAAGCACGCUGGUGGAAAUGCGCGCGGUUGCCGGCCGUGCGGUAGAUGGAAAAACCGAUGCUGACUUCGACUCCCGGUCCUGUACACACACCAGGAAUGAAGCUAACCCCAGUUGGUGGGUGGAUCUCGGAGUGUCGUUUCACAUUAAGACAGUUGUGAUCUUCAACCGCCAGGACUGUUGUCAGGAGCGACUCAACCCCUUCAACAUCCACAUCGGGGAUUCCGACCAGGUCAACGAGAAUCCCAGGUGUGGCGGUGACCAUCACAUCGGCACGGACCGGCCGUCCAUUACCGUCUCCUGUCAGGGGAUGAGGGGGCGGUAUGUGGGCGUCCGUCUCCCCGGACCCUCGCGAACCCUGAGCCUGUGCGAAGUCCGAGUCUUUUCAGACAGUGCUCAUGCAUUUACCCACUGCCGUAAAGUGUGCAGCAAGAUGAGCUGCUUAAACCUCCAUUGCUAAUGUCCAAUACACGGCUUAACUUAUCAUUGUUUACUUUUUGCACAUAAAGCAAGAGAAAUUGUAGUAAAUAAUAAGAACGUGUCGGAGAAACCAGAAACCAAACAGAUCUAUGUAGGGUUUUCCAAUAAUUACUUGGUGAGUUACUGCUAAUUCUACUACAUUAUAUCACUAUCGAUACACAAGAAAAUGGGAAAAACCGACGAACUUGCAAUUGCUAUCUUAUGAAAUUAUAAUACAAUCAGAUAACAUAACUAUUAUAAAAAUUAUCAGAAAUAAAGAAAAUGAAUAUGUAUAUAGAAGACAUGCAUUAGGACAAUUAGCAAAGAAUAAUCAAACCUAGUACAUUGUACCUCACGUACUGUACUACUGGUGACGUGGCCCAUUUAAUAUCAAUUUCAUCUAGAUUUGUUUCUGCGCUUGCGCUCAUGCUUAUUUUGCAUAAUUUAUUCGUGCAUGUUUUUGGCAUAGAAAUUGUGAUGUGUGUUGUGCGUAUACAGGAAUAUUUCAUACGCUUAAAUUACGAUAUACGCGUCUAAUAAAUGUAAUUUAAAGUAAUAUUUUAUACAGGGAACUUCAUUUACUAUAUCAAUCUUUCUGCCACUUAUGUUUUCAUCCAUACUAUACAUAGUCACGUUUCGUGUCUUCUUUAGUUGAAAGUUUAAUUUGGACUUUUUUUACACUACGUUACUUGAGAAUAAAAAAGACGAUCACAAACAUUUUGUCAUUGACAUCAAUGUGGGCAACACGCAAAUAUGAUAAACCACGCAAUUAAAAGACCAUGGGAGUAAGUCCAGAAACUGAAUCAAUAAGAAAUUCUGACAUUUUUGACGAUGCUAACUAAAAAUAUUGUAUGGAAACAAAGCUGAUCACCAGAUGUAGAUGAUGCAGAUGUAAACACAUUGAACACUUAAAUAACACAUCAAAUUUGUCAUCAGUUGAACAAGGAUUCAGAAUUGCCCAGCCUCAUGUAGUAGAUUCUUAUGUCCAGUUCUUAUCUCAAUUUA
Molecule: messenger RNA, 1994 nt
Organism: Branchiostoma belcheri (Belcher's lancelet)
Lineage: Eukaryota; Metazoa; Chordata; Leptocardii; Amphioxiformes; Branchiostomatidae
Product: pentraxin fusion protein-like
Exons: 4
Coding region: 1-990 (329 amino acids)
Source: RefSeq, a predicted model, not a curated record